Molecule: messenger RNA, 2841 nt
Organism: Fusarium pseudograminearum CS3096
Lineage: Eukaryota; Fungi; Ascomycota; Sordariomycetes; Hypocreales; Nectriaceae
Exons: 3
Coding region: 1-2841 (946 amino acids)
Biological process (GO): activation of GTPase activity; signal transduction; regulation of fungal-type cell wall organization
Cellular component (GO): cell cortex
Molecular function (GO): GTPase activator activity
Source: RefSeq, a predicted model, not a curated record
AUGACGUCCGCCGCUUCGAACCCUAACCAGGCCAACCAGCCGACCCUUCAGAUCAACAGUGCAGCCUCCCCGCCCAGCAAGCGCGAUCUCAAAUCAUGGUGGAAGGGCUUCAAGCUGCCUUCAAAGCAUCAAGAACCUCAGGAAACCCGGCCACAAGGCAUCUUUGGUGUACCUCUACGACAAAGUAUAACAUACGCCAAUGUUGCGAUCUCACUCAUCGAUGAAAAGGGGCAGAGCUACAUCUACGGCUAUGUUCCCAUCGUCGUCGCAAAAUGCGGCGUCUUCCUCAAAGAAAAAGCUACCCAUAUCGAAGGAAUUUUCCGUCUUAGCGGUUCGGAAAAGAGGAUAAAGGAGCUGAAAACCAUAUUCGACUCGCCCGAUAGAUACGGAAAGGGUCUGGUCUGGGAAGGAUACACAGUACACGACGCUGCCAACGUUUUGCGACGAUACCUCAACGACCUUCCCGAACCUGUCGUUCCCCUCGAUCUAUACGAGAAGUUCCGCGAUCCCCUCCGAGGCGCAACCAAGCAGGCUGUAGGUGACGCAGAGGGUCCCCAGUUCGUGGAGAACUUCAACGAGAAAGCCGCCAUCAUACAGUACCAGCAACUCAUCACUGAGCUGCCCCCUCUGAACCGGCAGCUGCUGCUCUACAUUCUUGACCUUCUUGCAGUAUUUGCUGCCAAGGCAGAUGAGAACCGAAUGAACUCUCAGAAUUUGGCAGCCAUCUUCCAGCCAGGCAUGCUUUCUCACCCAGCCCACGCUAUGGCCCCCGAGGAAUACCGACUGAACCAAUGCGUUAUCAUCUUUCUGAUUGAAAACCAAGAUCAUUUCCUCAUCGGCAUGCAAGGCACUGCGGCUGACGAAAAGACCAAGAAGGAAGUGGAGUCCGGCACUCCUAGCGGUCCUCUCACCCCGCAACCCGCUAGACAGACAAGUUUGGGCCGAUCAGCAUCCAACGCGAGCGCCGGUGCCAAUAGCGUGCGACGAGACGGCAAGCUUCGCAGGAACCGAUCCGUAUCGUCGCGAAACUCUAGAAAUGACGGAAGCUCGACGCCGAAUAGCCCAGCUCUGACAGCGACGCCAACAACAGGUGGUCUGGCCAGGAGCAAUACGGUGCCGUCCAAGAAAUCACCUGCUAUUGGCGCCGGCCGCUUCCAGAGAACUGAUGGUGCAAGUCCUCGUUCCGGCGCUCACCUCGAGCCCUUGACCCAGGUCAAUCCUACCGAAAGCGUGGCAGAAUCUCCCCAAUCAACACGCUCGUCAGAAUUCGCUCAUGGUGGCUAUACUACUCCAAGCAAGGCCCCAGUAACAGGACGAAGUCACGAAAGGCUUCUUGAAGUGCCGCAAGAGUCUCCCACUCAGCGGAAUCUUACAAACAUUUUCCGUUCGGUUCCGACCACCGACAGUGGAGACAAGAGACAGCCAAACAAGCUAAAGAAGAAAAGAAUACCUGGCAGCUUGAACCCAAGUGCACAGAGCUCUGUUGCCUCGUUGACAUAUCAACACGGAACCUCAACAUCCCCUGGACACGAGAUCUCUAACCCUAUGGACCAUCCGCAGCAUCAUGACCCGGAACCACAUAUAGUGCAGCAACAGCCCACUCCCAUCCUUGAAGAGAGGCACCAAGAAGCAUUGGAACAGCAUCAGCACGAGCAGCAGCUUCAAGAGGUGCUACAUGCGCAACAUGCUCACGAUGCUCAACUCACAGCUGGUUUCUUGACGCAGCAGAAGAGCGAUGUGUCAUCGGAACAUACUCCACGAGUAUCACAAGCAUCAUCGAACCAAAGCCUACAUCCAGAUAACACACUGAAGUCAAAAAAAUCACCACCGACAUCCCUACACUCGUCUUUUAAUGAAGGUUCGGACUUGGAUCAAAUUGUCGAUGAGCAGUCAGCCAGCACAUUCGACCAAGCGGAGAGAGAAAAGAAGAGACGCUGGCGGCUAUCAAGAAGCAGGAAUGCCGACAGUGGCUCAUCCGCGGGUUUCACCUCGCCCCGCAUGACCAUUGGACAGAAUGACAAUGGCGACGUCAGUAAUCUGUCGAUUUCUAGUUCCAGCCACAGACCCCGAAAGAGUGAGAGCUCUGAUCGGCCUUACAUGGUUGCUGAAGGACAAGGUAGCUUUGAUCAAGGCAGAGAGAGCGAUUCCAAGGGUCCCAUAGGAUGGAUCAGAAGUAAAUAUCGCGAAGCAAAGGAGAGUGCGGAACAAAGGAGGGCUAAGUCUCCUCCUCCUGCUGAUCAUCCUGGCUUAGGCUCCUCGAGCUUCUCACCUCCGCCAAAGAGUUUGGAGAUGAAGAGAGAUGAGCAGCCUGCGUCACUUGCAGCUAUAGCUGCUGCCCCGACGGGUGCCACCACUAACGCCGUGGCACCGCUAUCCACAGGAGCGCCAGCUUCUCAGACGGCCACAGUGACAAUGGUACAGCCGGAACCUAUGUCACCUACCCAGCAGCAGCAUGUGGAAAUCCCAGCAUCGCCUAUCGCUCAACCUCAGCCUGCAGUCCAGCCUGCAGCUCAAGUACAUGACCAAGCGCCUUCGGCCCAGGACCAGCCUCAGUCUCCCACUCGAGAUACGAUGGAAUCACCAAAGCCCCAUGCCCAGAAGAUUAGGUCCAUGCUUGAUGUGGACACACCCCCAGUUGCAGCAUCAUUGCAGUCUCCAACUUCGCCCUCAGCUCCUACCUUUAUAGCCACGCAAACACAGGAGCAACAAGAGUCCGAGUUACCAACCGAGUCGAAAUCGCUUGAGAAACCCGCUGAGGCUAUCGAACAAACAGCCGUGGCAUCACCAGAACAGCAGCCAAAGCUAGAUGCAGGAGCAGAAGCACCGAAACAGAAGCAAUAG